GUUCCGACGUGAAGAAAAGUACCCAAUCCGCCUGGGGAGACUGAAUUGUUGUUCGAGUGUGAGAAGAGCGUUUUUGAGGGAUGGGUUACGGUUUUAAAUACGUUAAGAUACAUUUCACGCAUCAAUAUGGCUUCCUCCCUCGCCGCGCAGCUGUCGCAGAUUGCGGCAAACUCGACCAACCAAUUGAACCUUAAGGCGCAGAGGAUAUCGCAUUCGCAAUCUUUGAUUUUCGACAGAAAGGUCGCCGGGUCCCAAGAUUUUGAUACAAUCUAUGACAUUUGUAAUGAAGGUUUCCAAGAAUUAUGUCAGUUGGAUCCUCGAUUCGCGCAAUUCGAGCGCACGAUUUUCAGCGAACAGAGCAAGACCCAGGAGCGAACGGAGAUGAAUGCCGCCCAGAAUAAGGAGCUAGAUACGGUUUUGGAGGUUUUUCUUGCCUUAGUUGGAGGGAAAUUAUUGUUGAGCCCCGCCGUUAAGGCAGUUGACUGGCUCAUUAGGCGUUUUCGGAUUCACGAGUAUAACAUGGAAUUUACGAUUCUUACCUUUCUCCCAUAUCACACCACUCCUCUAUUCCUGAAUCUGCUAUCGAUACUCCCUGAAAAUUUGACACCAACCUUCAAAGUUCUCCGUCCUUAUAAGAGCAGCUCAAUCAAUCCCCCUCGUCAUCCCCUUGUCCAUAGUGCUACUACAAACAAGCCAUUCUUCGCAGCUUUAAAUAGAUAUACCCUCCAAGCCAGCCGGCAGCAAGCGGGUCACCAUGCGCUUUUGACAUUUUGGGCGGGAAUCGUUACAGAGUCUGUUGCUGCAAUGCUUGAUUCAGCUCGCUCUGGUCGACGGAAUGUUGAAAAGGAGAAGCACGAUGACAUUAUUAUGAGAGUCUUACCAAUUCUGAAUGAUGGGUUGGCUAUGAAAGAUGUGGCAGAGCUCGUCAUCGGAUGCUACAUGGUUUGUGUGGCUAUCGCACAGAAAGCUUCCCUGCACGACAAAGUCAUCGAUAGCUUGAUGGAGGCUGUGGCAGAUUCAUGGACGGAAGAAACAGUGAACUCAGGUCUAGUCUGCUUGGCUGUCCUUGCACAGCAGAAGCCGGACCCGACGUUACCGAAGCGUGUUUUCAAGGCCAUCAUUCGAUUAGAGAACACCCUUCAGCAGUUGUCCGAGACUUUAAAACUACACAGGGCAUCUCAUCUUCUACUUGGGGUUGUGGCAGGCUGCGUGCAGGACCUCUCCAAACAGAAAGACACAGCGCGUCUUGAUUUGCUAUCGCUCAUGUUUGAGAGCGAGCUUUUUGGAGAGGCCGAGACAGGCAGUGCUAUGGCCAUGGUCUUGCGCGCUACUAGCGAUGCUCAUAAAGAUGGUGUUAUGUCUCUGGAUGCACAGACCCAUCUUGCAGAUCUAGUACAGCACUUUGGUCGGUCGGAAUCUCUACGCCCCAUCUUCCAGCAGACUAUUGCGGAGUCUUCCUUUGAUCUCACCGCCAUCGAACAUAAUCUGCAAACGGUGAUUGAGUCAGCGCCCGCGCCUAAAGCGGUGGAAGACGUUGAUAUGGGAGAUGCCGAGAAGGCAGAGGAGCACGACAACUUCACACCCGCUCUGGAGUCUCUGGCGGGUAGCUCAUUCAAGGCUUCUUACCUUAGCACUCAGUCUAUCCCCGUAUUCGAUAGCCUUGCCCAAGCUUUUGCCCUGGGGAUUGGCUCUCAAGAGAAGCUUGAUGCCUUCGCUAACCUGCCAGCUCUUGGGAAAGCAAACGCCACAAAAUCCCCCCAGUAUCUGUCUUUCUUUGUCCGGGUCUUCUCCGGGCCAUAUCCUAUUGGCACACGGGUGUCUGCGUUUAAUAUGGUUUCUUCAUUCCUCUCUACCGCCUCUCCUGAGUUGGAUCUUCAAGCAUUACUGCCUUUCGUCCUAGUCACCCUCGCCGAUUCCUCAGAACGAGUUCGUCGGGAAGCUGCUGGUGUCUUGGCUAUCAUUGGCGGCUUCUAUAAGAAAAACAAGAAGGCUGAUAAUCAGGGAAGUAUCUGGUCUCAUGACACGCUUUACGGUCAAGAGAAGUCCAAGAAUAUCCAAUGGAUGUCGAGUCGUGAUAUGCAGAAAGUUUUCGAGCGUGCCUUGCUUCCAGGAUUGGAAGAGUAUGUCAUUGACCCAGACCAUAUCGGUCGAGUCCUUGAGGCCACGCUACGUGGCUCGUCAGUUUCGGAGCCGGAGUCGUCUGAGCUCAAGAAGGCUGUUCGGUUAAGCCUUUUCACCUACCUUUGCUCUCACACCGUGCAGGUUCCGCUCUAUGCACCCAAGCUCGCUCUGUUGAAGCUUCUCAACCGUGUUGAAAAGGCUGGUGGAACGACUCGUACUAAGGAGCUUGGGCCCCUGCUGAAGGACUGGCGAGAUAUGGGUGAGAAGCAGGUCAAGAAAUUUUGCGAGAAGGAGCGCGUCCCCGUUUCAGAAAUGGAAAACCAGACCGUCUUCACCGUAACGCCAAAGGAGAGAGAUGCCAUCACCGUCCUUUUGUCAUAUGUCAGCCCGUAUUCCGAGUCCUUGAGUCCUUCAUUCGUUAGCGCAAUCUUCGGUCGUAUGAAGGAUAUUUGGGCCAAGGUUCCUGAGGACCGGCAAGUCCUCGCUGCGGAGAAUUUGUUUGAAAUAUCUUUGGAACAAUCAGAGUCGCCCCUUGUUAAUGGCUGUAGGGACGUCCUUCGCAGCGUAGAGCUUCCGGGAGCUGUGCUUUCUCAAUUUCUCCAGAAGAUCCCUGUUUCAGUCACUGAUAUGGAGGCUCUAGGACCAGCGCCCAAGAGGAGGCGCACCAGCCAGAAUAAUAUGGUCGCAAUGACUGUCAAGGAUGAGGCUAGCCUUAGUAAGCUCAUGGAGAAGAUGACUUUCAUUCUGGAGCUGGUGGAUAGCUCUGCUCCCGAGACUCAUCCGGAACUGGCCGAUGGCCUGUUCCAAACUCUGGCUGCUCUUCAUCAUUUCAAGUCUCAGAUCCAGUCAGGAAUGAGCUAUCUACUCAGCUUAGCGCUUGGUGGCCUACUUGCUAUUGUCAACCGUUCCAAGGCCACUGGUAAGCCGCAGUUCGACACCUCCGUUAUCCGUGCCGAUUUGGUUGUUGACUGCGUCCGCACCACCGACAGUCCUCAGGUGCAGAAUGCAGCGUUGCUUUUGGUAGCGGGAUUAUCUGUCGUUGCCCCUGAGUUGGUCCUCCACAGUGUAAUGCCAAUUUUCACGUUUAUGGGCUCCAGCGUGCUUAAGAAGGAUGACGACUACUCUGUCUCCGUGAUCGAUCAAACGAUUGACCAAGUCGUCCCCGCCCUUAUUCAAUCAUUGCGCAACCAGAAGCGUGAUAUCGUGUCUGGGACAUCCGAGUUGCUGCUCAGCUUCACCGCUGCUUUCGAGCAUAUCCCUUCACAUCGCCGCCUCCGACUGUUCCACGCUCUCAUCACCAAACUCGGAACGCAAGAUUUCUUGUUUGCUGUUUUGUCUAUGCUUGCAAAUAGAUAUUCGAUGGAUAAGGACGUUCUAAUCUUGAUGACAGGCUUGGUCUCCGAUGCCAGUGCUCCUGUUGAACUCGCCACAUACAGCAAGUACCUGGGACUGGUCAGCGAUUCACUUAAGCCGAAGCCUGGUAUCUCACAGGUUCUCCUUGGAAUCGGAAGUGAGGACGGCCGUGAGCCUCAAAAGGUUGCAGUUGACCUCCUCAGGGCAUUGGCUUAUCUGUUCAGGCAUUCUUCUCUCAAGUCGAAGAUGGCCAAGGCAUUCGCAACAGAGGAAGGUGAUGAACCUCAACAGAUACGUGCCUUCUUCUCGCAGAUUUUGGAGCACACCUUGGCAAUUGGAGACACCAUGCAGGAUAUGAAAUCCGCUAGCCAGGCAAGUGCUGAGGUCCUUAGUGCACUAUUCGGAACCUUGUCGCUCGUCGAUUUUCUCGACACGAUCGAAGUGCUACUUCAGCGCCCCAACGACGAACUCCGUCGCAAGGUUCUCCGGCUCCUGGAAGGCCGACUGCGCCAGAACCCUGAACGCGACGGUCCUUCUCAGAUCAGAAUGUUGGACUUCUUGCCCGUUUUGGUCAAUAUCGUCGAGUCGUCGCCAGACAUCUUGCUCAAGCACGCCGCAGUGGCUUGCAUCGACCGCAUAGCCGACAAAUAUGGUAAGAAAGAUCCGUCGAAGGUUAUCCCUGCCGCCACGGUUGUCGCCAGUGAGACCUGCAUUGGACAGGAGGAUGACCGUAUUCGAAUCAUGGGUGUAUUGUGUCUUGCCUCCAUGGCCGAAGUUUUGGGUCAGGCGAUGAUUCCUGCAUUGCCGGAGACACUCAGUCGCUCACUGGGAUUGCUUGAAUUGAGCCUGGAAGAUGGUGACGAGAACACUAGACUUCAUGAUGCCAUUUACUCCCUGUUCUCCGCACUUUUCGCCCACCUUCCAUUCAUGAUCUCCGCUUCGCAUCUUGAUAAGAUCCUUGUGCUUUCGUAUAAAUCUGCCACCAACGAGGAGUGCGAAGAGGAGAGCCGUCAGGAAGCACUGAAAUUGAUGGCCAAGAAGGUUGAUACUUCUUCAACAUUCGGUGCAGUUAAUCGCAACUGGCAGCAUGCCGUGCAGGCUGGACCAGAAGCUACUAAGGAAACAUUGGAGGUUGUCAGCCUCGCAAUAGAGAAGCACCCGAAGUCUUCUACUGUGAAGAAUCUCCCUGUCAUCACCGACGUCCUUUUCAAAGCGUUCGAUUUGCGCCGGGAGCAACUCGCAUUGGGAUCGGACGCAACAUUCGACUUGUCCGAUGUCGAUGACAUUGAAGAGAUUGUCAACAACGUCACAAUCAAGAUGAUAUACAAGCUGAACGACUCAACCUUCCGUCCUAUCUUCACAAAGCUUCUCGAGUGGGCAACGACCGGCGUCUCAAAGAAGGAUACGCAGGGCAACUUGGCCCGGCUCACGACUUUCUACAAGUUCUUGCAGGUCUUCUUCGGCACACUUCAGUCCAUCGUCACCGGCUACUCUAGCUACAUCAUCGAGAGCGUAGUAUCAGUCCUCAGCAAAGCCAGUCCUUCCAACGCCAACACCAAGUCUCUUUGGUUGGCAACUAUGCGCCUACUCCGCAAUGCCUUCGAGCAUGACCAAGAUGAAUUCUGGCAAUCUCCCUCCCACCUCACGAAAAUCUCAACCCCCUUAAUCUCCCAACUCGCCCACGCCACCAAUCCCACAACAGCCACCCUAGUCAUCAACGAGGCUGUCCCAGCCAUCACCGAACUUGCCGUAGCAGCCGACUCAACAGACAACCACAAGGAACUGAACACAGUCCUCAUGCGGUACCUCCGCCCCUCCGCUGGCCCCACCGGCAGAUCCGCCGGCGGCGAGAACCCGCAUACGCGACUUGCCGCCCUCAAAGCAGAGCAAUCACUCACCGAGCAGCUGGGCGAGGAAUGGCUUGCAUUGCUGCCUGAGAUGCUGCCAUACAUCAGUGAAUUGAUGGAAGACGAGGACGAGAACGUGGAGAGGGAGGUUCGCAAAUGGGUCAAGCAGAUUGAGGACGUGCUUGGGGAGAAGCUAGAUGACAUGUUGACUUGAUAGUCUUUUUGUAGGGAAUGAAGUUAAGUUGCAAAAGAGGUUAUGGGCAUUCUUGGGCGUUGGAUUCUGUGUUUCACUUGCAAGUGUCGAUGUGUCUUUCCGUGUGCAUAGAAAAAGUUGGUUUGAGUGCUGUUGAUACAUAAUCCAUAGAUUUGGUUCCAUCUACCGAACGUUGAUAUCUGCUUUUCGUUUAAUAAGCGCCCCCUUC
Aspergillus alliaceus is the source of this 5743-nucleotide messenger RNA. It is a transcript of the gene utp10, whose product is annotated as snoRNA-binding rRNA-processing protein UTP10. Gene Ontology annotation, molecular function: snoRNA binding. Lineage: Eukaryota; Fungi; Ascomycota; Eurotiomycetes; Eurotiales; Aspergillaceae. Bases 127 to 5535 code for a protein of 1802 amino acids. The transcript has 4 exons. Gene Ontology annotation, biological process: positive regulation of transcription by RNA polymerase I; maturation of SSU-rRNA from tricistronic rRNA transcript (SSU-rRNA, 5.8S rRNA, LSU-rRNA). Gene Ontology annotation, cellular component: 90S preribosome; t-UTP complex; small-subunit processome. The record is from RefSeq and is a predicted model, not a curated record.